Messenger RNA from Salvia miltiorrhiza (redroot sage), 1438 nucleotides. Its product is annotated as malonyl-coenzyme:anthocyanin 5-O-glucoside-6'''-O-malonyltransferase-like. The coding region runs from base 65 to 1438 and encodes 457 amino acids. The record is from RefSeq and is a predicted model, not a curated record. NCBI's taxonomy places the organism in Eukaryota, Viridiplantae, Streptophyta, Magnoliopsida, Lamiales, Lamiaceae. The transcript is spliced from 2 exons.
CAAGAGACACAAACAGCUAUAAAUACUCUACGACUGUUAAGCAAGAACCAUAUAUGCAUGCACCAUGACAACGACCUUGCUCCAAACAUAUCGAGUUUCGCCGCCGCCGGCGCACGGCGGCGAGCUCACACUCCCGCUCACCUUCUUCGACAUGUGGUGGGUCCAUUUCCACCCAAUCCGCCGCGUCCUCUUCUACGACCACCCUUGCUCCGCCUCCGAUUUCCACAACGCCGUCGUUCCAAACCUCAAACAAUCACUCUCCCUCACCCUCAGACACUUCCUCCCCGCCGCCGGCAACCUCCUCUACCCCAACGACACCCACAAAAACAAGCCCUUAAUCCGCUACGCCGCCGGGGACUCCGUCCAGCUCACGAUCGCCGAGUCCGGCCUCGACUUCGACGAGCUCACCGCGAGCUGCGCCCGGGACUCCGAUCAGUUCUACGACUUUGUGCCGGAGCUCCCGCCGGUGAGAGACGACGGCGACUACAAAUUAGCCCCUCUCAUGGCCGUGCAGGCGACGCUCUUCCCCGGCCGCGGCGUCGCCCUCGGCAUCGUGAAUCUUCACUGCCUCGGCGACGGCAGCUCGGUUAACGCGAGCUUGAUUUUCGGUUGGGCUUCGAUCAACAAAUUUGGCGGAGAUGAAGAGUUUCUGAGAGAAAGAGGUGAAUCUUUGCCGAUUUUUGAUCGAUCUGUGAUUAAAGAUGUCGCCGGAAUCGAUACUAUUUUUUGGAAGGAAAUUAGGGAGACUCCGUUCACGCCGCCGUCUUUUCCAUUACCGACGAACCGGGUCCGAGCGACAUUCGCUCUAACCCGGUCCGACAUCGAGAAGUUGAAGAACCGGGUUUCGGCGAAGAAACCCGGUCUGAACCGGGUCUCGUCGUUCGUGGCCACCGCGUGCUACGCUUGGAGCUGCAUGGCGAAGUCCGAGCCCGACGGGGACGACGUGCUUGAGUUUCUCGUCGUCCCCGUCGAUGCGAGGGGGCGACGGAACGCCCUCAUCGAGCCGCCCGUGCCGGCGAACUACUUCGGGAACUGCGUAGCGUUCGCGGUGGCGACGGUGCGGCACGGGGAGCUGGCGGGGGAGGGAGGGUUCGAGGCGGUGGCGGAGGCCGUGGCGGAGGAGAUCAAGAGCGGGGUCAACGAUGCGGCGGCGCUGCUGAAAGGGGCGGAGAAUUGGAUAUCGGAGAUGAAGAGAAAUCAGGCGCGGAAGAUGAGGUGUUUAGGGGUGGCUGGAUCGCCGAAAUUUGAUCUGGCGAUAGCGGAUUUUGGGUGGGGAAAGGCGAGGAAAAUGGAAAACUUGACGCUUGAUGGAGAGAAGUAUUCGAUGUCUUUGGCUAAUGCCAGAGAAGGGGGAGGGGGUUUGGAAUUUGGGCUUUCGCUGCCUAAGAAAAGAAUGGAAGCUUUUGCUGCUAUAUUUAGGGAUGGUCUCAUCAAAUAA